AUGAAGGUAGUACCUAUUAAUGAUGAGACUAAGAUUAAGUGGUCGGAUAAGCGUGUAUACUUAUAUCCUAAGCGUAUAAACAGAGAGAUAGUUGAUACUCUAAAUAAGAUUCGGAACCUUACUAUCUUUAUUAAUUUAAAGGAUAUCACUAUUUAUCUUAUCUUUAGUAUCUAUAAUAAUCUUUUUAGUUACCUUAAGGCCUCCGAAGAGUAG
Messenger RNA from Penicillium cataractarum, 213 nucleotides. RefSeq lists its product as uncharacterized. The transcript has 3 exons. Lineage: Eukaryota; Fungi; Ascomycota; Eurotiomycetes; Eurotiales; Aspergillaceae. The record is from RefSeq and is a predicted model, not a curated record. Bases 1 to 213 code for a protein of 70 amino acids.